AGCUGGGACAGCCUGGCGUGCCUGCCAGCUUGGCCACUGCUGCUCCUGCCACUCCGCUGAAGGAGAGGGGGGAGAGAGAGAACGCUGGAGGAGUGGAGGGAGAAAGAGAGCAAAGGGGGACAGAGAGGCAGAGGGAGAACGAGGGAGAGAGAGAGAGAGAGAGAGGAGUCCAGGCCCAAAUAAAGCCAUGGGGGCUGGGGCUGGGCUGGGCCCCCCUUUGCUAUAAAUACGCUGGCCGCCUGGAGGUUCGGGUUUGGUUGCUGGGGCUUGGGACCAGCGACCACCACUGCUGCUGCUGCUGCUGCCUUCCUCAGGGGAGUCUCCUGCGCAUACUCAUCAUCCUCAUCCUGGUCAUCUGUGUUUUGGGCAUCCAAGAUGCCUCGAGUGGACGCAGACCUCAAGCUGGACUUUAAGGAUGUCCUCUUCAGACCCAAGAGGAGCAGCCUGAAGAGCCGCUCAGAGGUGGACCUUCAGAGGACCUUCACAUUCCGCAACUCCAAACAGACCUACACUGGUAUCCCCAUCAUCGCUGCCAACAUGGACACCACAGGAACGUUUGAGAUGGCACAGGUCCUCAGCAAACACACACUCUUCACAGCCAUUCAUAAACACUACUCUGUAGAAGACUGGAAAAACUUUGCUGCUAAUCAUCCAGAAUGCUUAGAGCAUUUAGCUGCCAGCUCAGGCAGUGGCAAAGCAGAUCUGGAGAAGCUGUGUGCCAUCCUGGAAGCCGUCCCUGCCCUCAAGUACAUCUGUCUGGAUGUGGCCAACGGCUACUCCGAGUACUUUGUGGAGUUUGUUAAGACGGUCAGAGGGAAGUUCCCCAAACACACCAUCAUGGCUGGUAACGUGGUAACAGGGGAGAUGGUGGAAGAGCUCAUCCUCUCCGGAGCUGACAUCAUCAAAGUGGGCAUCGGUCCAGGUUCUGUGUGCACGACAAGGAUCAAGACAGGAGUGGGCUACCCACAACUCAGUGCUGUUAUCGAAUGCGCAGACUCAGCCCAUGGACUCAAAGGACACAUUAUCUCUGAUGGUGGCUGCAGUUGCCCAGGAGAUGUAGCUAAGGCCUUUGGUGCCGGGGCUGACUUUGUGAUGAUGGGAGGAAUGCUCGCAGGUCACGACCAGUGCACCGGAGAGGUCAUCGAGAAGAACGGCAAGAAGUACAAGCUCUUCUACGGCAUGAGUUCCGACACAGCCAUGAAGAAAUAUGUGGGUGGAGUUGCUGAGUACAGGGCGUCUGAGGGGAGGACAGUGGAGGUUCCCUACAGGGGGGAUGUGGAGAACACCAUCCGUGACGUGCUGGGGGGACUACGCUCCACCUGCACCUAUGUGGGCGCUGCCAAGCUCAAAGAGCUGGGCCGGCGAACCACCUUUAUUCGCGUCACACAACAGUCAAGCCAAAUGUUCGCUUAGUGGGGUGGACAUGCUUGCGCACGAGCACGCAUGCACGCACACACACACACACACACACACACACACACACACACACACACACAACACACACACACACACACACACACACACACACAAUCACCCAACCUGUUUCUCUCAGGAUAUCUGCUGUCAGAAAGCUGUUAGUUUCCUGCAGAUUGUGAUUGAAAACGACUCAGAAGUUUGACUUGAAACAUUCUCCCCGAGGCAUCACAGCGUUCCAGUCGACUUAAUCCUACAGCGAGUGCGUUUACAUGCUUCCAGACAUGAUAAUAGGCUACUGAUUGCAUUUUUGAAUGGGCAAUGUGCAAAUGCCAUGCUCCAGUUAUAAGCAGUCUGGAUAAAUCCUUCCCAGUUCUGGGAAAUGGGAAUAAGAGAGCCGGAAUACUGAGGCAUGUGUUCUUCAGAUCUAAUCUUUCUAAACACUCUUUUAACUUGUGUAUUUCUACAUAAACAGUACAUCAAAAUUGUGAGCUACGUGAAACACAUUGCAUGUAAACACACUCAGCAGGGGGAGUCUGAUACUCCUGCUCAGAACAUUUGGUUGGACUGAAGGCGAAAAAAAUCAAUAUGCAAAAUCCAGAGACGUCGCCCUUUAAUUGUCACUGGACAAAUCAUGUCGCAAUAAACUGCAUGCAGAACUGUCUGCUAAUCUCCUCA
Messenger RNA from Seriola aureovittata, 2091 nucleotides. RefSeq names its product guanosine monophosphate reductase (gene gmpr). The transcript is spliced from 9 exons. Gene Ontology annotation, molecular function: GMP reductase activity. The coding region runs from base 376 to 1413 and encodes 345 amino acids. The record is from RefSeq and is a predicted model, not a curated record. Lineage: Eukaryota; Metazoa; Chordata; Actinopteri; Carangiformes; Carangidae. Gene Ontology annotation, biological process: nucleotide metabolic process. Gene Ontology annotation, cellular component: GMP reductase complex.